Ixodes scapularis (black-legged tick) is the source of this 10028-nucleotide messenger RNA. Its product is annotated as homeobox protein abdominal-B. The record is from RefSeq and is a predicted model, not a curated record. Gene Ontology annotation, molecular function: DNA-binding transcription factor activity, RNA polymerase II-specific; RNA polymerase II cis-regulatory region sequence-specific DNA binding. Lineage: Eukaryota; Metazoa; Arthropoda; Arachnida; Ixodida; Ixodidae. The coding region runs from base 913 to 1857 and encodes 314 amino acids. The transcript has 3 exons. Gene Ontology annotation, cellular component: nucleus. Gene Ontology annotation, biological process: regulation of transcription by RNA polymerase II.
ACAGAUGGCGGUAGGGGCAUCGUCGAGCUCCGUCGAGCCGCGCAUCGGCCAGCCGAGCGGCACAGCGAAGCCGCCUCGGAGCGCGCGCUUUGCGGGGAAGCGGGAGAAGUGGGGGAAGGCGGAUCGAAGAGCGGGCGAGGGGAAAGAGGAGGAAGGGCCCGCCGAGGGCGAGGGCCGAAUAGAAAACGAAAGCGGCGCAGCCGCCAGAAAAGAGGGAGUCGCGCUCAAACAGUGAUCAUUGGGGACCGCGCCACGAUGCCGCGGCUCGCCGCCACGUCGUCGUCGUCGUCGUCUUCCGAACGUCGCGCGCUGCCGACGCGCCGCGUCCUGCCGGUGCCCAGCGGGCCAUUGCCGCACGUGCGUGCUCCGAGUGCGCGUCGUGGAGUACCGCCCCAGUGGGGCUCGUGCCCGUGAAGCGAGCGAGAGGGGAGCGGACAAGCGGGAGACCUGCGUCGGCGAUGGUCCCGGCGCCGUCGCUACUACCGGACGCCGAGCAAGGACGCGGCAACCCGCGCAGGCGGCGAGCUACGCUCACGGCAGCGACGCGAGCGACGAUGGGCUGACGCCGUCCCGCGUGACGGCGGCCCCACAAGCUCGGCAAAGGAGACAGACCGCGACAACUCAACCGAGUUCUGGACGGACAGACCCGUCGGACGCUGCCGAGUUCAUCUUCCUCUUGGAGCAACUAGCGAGACAAGGACCAGAUCGAAGAGCGUUCACAUCAUCCGUCGUCAACCCCGCCGGGGACUACCCGGCCCCCAUCAUCACCAGCUUCUGCGCCGCUCGUUUGGGCAUUUCGCGGCUCUGCCCGGAAACAAGCCGUUGCCCGUCGCUUGGAGCACGCGUCCACUGCGGUGCGGCGUGCCCGAGUGCGCCCGUCGAUCCCCGUGGCCCUGCCCGGGCGUGCGAGCGAUGAACGGCGGCCUGGGCGGCAGCAGCCUGUACGAGGACACAGCGAGCCGGUCGAGCCUCGAGGCGGCGCCCCAGCCGCUGCACAUCCCGGCCAAGCGGCUCGCGUACGGCCAGGCCGACUGCGGCCCGGAUCCGAUGGCCAGCGCGGGGGCAGUCCUAAGGCAGCCGCCGUGGGCGUCCGCCUGGCCCUCGGCCGCCGACGCGUUCGAGGCGCCCCACCACGUGCCCAGCUACCAGCAGCAGAGCGUCCGCGACUCGCCCUACUUCUACCCGGACCGCAAGCCGUCCUCCUUCAACCUGUGGGCCUCGUCGGCCAAGGCGUACGACCUGGGACCCGCGGACUCGUGUCAGGCGUACGCCUCGCAGGCCUGGUGCCCGUACUCGGCGGCCGCGGCGACCUACCCCGUGCCCCAGCCGGCCAGGGUCGACCCCGCGCCCACCGCAGUGCCGGCCUACCUGCAGGCCGCCGACGAGCACCGCGUGGCCCCGCCGCCGCCGCCCGUGCCGCCGCCCGUGCCGCACCCGCCGCCGCCGCGCAGCGACGGCUUCGCGGCCUACUCGGACGGCUACGGGCUGAGGGCGGCUGCCGCCGCGGAGGCCCACGGCCCGCCGCCCUACGUCCCCGCCGGCACGGUGCCGGCGGUGACCGAGUCGCUGACGCCCAACCCGCUGGAGUGGACGGGCAACGUGACGGUGCGCAAGAAGCGUAAACCUUACUCUAAGUUCCAGACCCUGGAACUGGAGAAGGAGUUCCUCUUCAACGCGUACGUGUCCAAGCAGAAGCGCUGGGAGCUGGCGCGAAACCUCAACCUCACCGAACGCCAAGUGAAGAUCUGGUUCCAAAACCGCCGCAUGAAGAGCAAGAAGAACAGUCAGCGUCAGAACUCCGAGAGCAACAGCGCCGCCAACAGCCACCACAACGCCGCCGUCGUGGCGGCCAAGUAGCUGCUGUGCUGAGCCACAAAGACUCAAAACAACGACGAUCGACGCGGAAAUCAUCAUCCCCUGGUUCCCCCAUGCCAUCGCCUGUCGUGCGCGGCCUCUGACUUCCUUCCCCCGCUGUGUUUGUGUGUGCUUGUGCCGCGCGAACGUUUCGAACGACGAGUGCGCGAAGCCCCGCUGUGAGACUCCUCGGGUGAGCGUGCGCGAGCGACUCCCUUCGAGCCCUCUUCGAACUCGACCGACGUCAAGAAGACGCCGUGGACUGGACCGUGUCGCCGUCGCGUGCGCCGUCGGCCGAGCUGUGCGGGCAGAGUCUCGCCACGGAUCCUGCCGGACACGCGACGCCGAAACAAAGACGCUCACCCACUGUACAUAGAGAGCGGUGACCCCGUGGGGUGGCCGAGUAGCGCUGGAGCCUUUACGGAGGCGCUCCUCGCCGUGUCUGUGAGUCAAGCCACUCUCCCCGAGUAAGUCUCGACAUCCCCGCCGACCACUACCUCCUGUUCGGCCCGUGUAAUUUAGUUCCCCAACCAUCCCUGCCUUCAUCCUCCCGUAACUCGGUCCAUGGAGUAGCUACUGUUUCUUUCCCCGCCCUCAAGUGGCGGCGGUGACACUGUUCCUUGCGUGAACUAGAGCCGUGAAAACGAACUAUCCCAGGGCAGCGCGGCCAUGAGCUAUUACUGUUGUUUUGAACGGGCGCGCGCCAUCCAUUGUUUUGUUUGAUUGAGCCGAAUGGCUACGAAGGAAACUAUAAACUCACUCGCGCUUGUCUACCCAAUACAUGAUUUAAUUGGUGAUUGCUGCCUCGAAAGCAGCCGUUAGGCCAGAUCUAUUCAGUAAAAUAACGCAAGAAUUUUUUUUUUCGAUUUCAAGUGCACGUACAUUUAUUGAAAGAAAGCAGAUGUACUUAGUAAUAAAAAGUUCGUGAAGAUAGGGAUCUCAGACUGGGACGAGACACAAUGGAGUAAACCGGAUUCAAAGCUGUGUUCAUUUGUUUUUUCUAAGUGUCGACAGUUUUCUAACAUUAUCUUUGCCAGUCCAUCAAGCUCCGAAUCAAUGGAUUUAGGCUGCAUAUAUUGGAAGAAAAAGGAAAAUCCGCUAAUUACACAUUUUCACCUCUCUUACCUCGCAUUAAAAGAGUAUCGGCCAUACAUGCAUUUGUUCUUUAAGCACGCCGGCAUAGUGACUUUGUUCAGUACGAGUUGAUACACAUACUGCGCCCACUGUAGGAAUGUCGUGCUCUGGCGGCGGGGUUCACAUAUGAUUUUUUUCAGUGGUGAUCCCUUUAAUCAGCGCCUUUAAACGACUAUCGUAGAUAUUCUAGACUAUCGUAGAUUUUCUAGACGUAACAUAAGGUUCAGAUUUUGAGAGAGGUGAAAAAAAAAGAUGUUAGAGGUUACCAGGUGGCUUCAGUACCACCAACACUAUCUUAAACGCAAUCGUUUUUUUUUUCUUCUUAUUUGUUUUUUUUUUUUUUUGUAAGGAAAACAUGCAGAGGGCGACAUAGGACGUUCUACCACGGACAUCAAGAAUUGAUUUAGCAAGUUUUAGAAAAUAACACUUUUUAUUUUCUGUUUAGCGCAGCUGCCUUGUCAGCCUCGUUCCGGUGCGAGUAGUUAGAUAACCAGCCAUAGAAUGCGGAAGCACUUAGUACUUUGCUUGACACAACCUUUUUAUUGCGCCAAGUACCAAGUGAACACUUGUGUUACACCAUAGCCUCCUCUAUACUGACAAAGACUGGCAGAUCGCCACGAGACGCGGCCGCCUAAAGUGAAAAAGUAGGCCGGUAGACAAGAGGCACGUAACGGGCGCCCCGCUGCGGCGAGACGCCGAAACACAGUUGUCCCGAGCGAUGGAAUGUCCGCUCGUGCUUCUCGCGUUCCUAGGGUACCGCCUUUUUUUCUCGUCGGGUUUGAAAACUAUGUUUCGGGUCCUCACCGCUGCAAAAGCUGUGCGCUGACUACAAGUUCCCCGAGAAAUGUUCUGUGCUACCAGAUCCUCGCGCUCCAAAUCUUCGACCGGGCACUCCAUGGCUCCGUCAUCGAACUGCCAGGCUUUGUGAGUAUAGAGGAGGCUAUGGUUAGACGUAACCUACACGCAGACCCCUCGCAUUUUUUUUAUCCGCUUUGUUUUACGAAUUUUAUAAUUCCUGUUUCUGCAUUCUGCACUGCUUGAGAGCGCCAGGACGAUGGUGUUUUUGUUCCCGUGCAUGGUUACACCGUUGUAGAACAGAGCGACUCACGGAAGAUUUUUCAAUGGCAUCGCUGCCCCGGGUGUUAUCAAGGGACUCUAGUCUGAGACAUCCCCUCAUCUCUCAUGUGUACAGAGCGUAUGUGUAUCCUUGACUGCUGGUGUAGUGUGUGGUGUAGAUCGAAAGUGUUCUCGUCUUCUUUCUCGGUGCGGACACUCGUUCCGCACAGGGUGACAGUUGAGCCCGAAGGAGCUUGCCUCCCUCAACCCCUUUGUGAGUGCCCUCGCGUUGACCUGUGUUUCACACCGGCUGCUCAUUGUUUAUGGCUAGCGAAACCGCUUUUGCACGAGAUCAGAAAAGGACUGAAUUGGAUGAAAAGGGUUUAUUGAACGAUGAACUGGACUCGAAGUCAUCUUGAAAUCUCGAGUUUCUGCUUUACUCUUCCUACCGUGCUUGUAAUUAACUUUCUUCCCGUUUCCGUUUAUUUCUGCCAAUCUCUCGUCGCCAUUAUCUUUUGUUUCUUUCUUUCUGAUCGGACUGCUUGUCGAGGUACAACUGAGAAGCUCCAUACUCACGCUGAGUAAUACGAACAGAGUAAGAGGGGCUUUACCCAGUUUUGGAAUUCAAGAGGCUUCACUAUACUUCGGCAUGCUAAGGGACAAUUACUUAUCUUAAGCUAAUUUAUUGGCCUCUUCGAAUCGUAGCGUUGCUGCAGAACGACUUACGAUACUAAAGAACAUAUGUUUGAACGCACCUAAUUUGUUUUUCUGCUUUGUUUAAAAGCGAAUCAACCCGUGCAGAUUAAUAUCGCUUUCUGUAGCCCAUGAAUCCUUCUUCGAGGAGAACCUGACCAAGACAAAGCCUGUGGAUGAAAACACGAAAAACUAAUAAAAAUAGGAAAGUCACGUAUGUCUUUGUUUAGAUACGUCGUAUUUCACACCGGACAGCACCGACACCAGCCAUAAAAACUAGUGGCGAGUUCCGCAGGUAGACUUGGAGCGGUUACGAAACGCUUUUUUUCUCGGUAUCUUUACGCACGUGCAAACGCGAGCUAGCAUUCCCAGCUCUAAACGCGCGAGCAUGGAGCAGUUUUGGAUACCUCCAAAUCUGCCAGUUAAAUUUGCCAUAAAACGAGAGAAAAAAAAAAGAAAAAAAAAUCCAAAGGGACCUUGAAAAAGAAAAGCGUCGGGGUGGCAACAACGUUGCUAUUCUUAUCAUGCUUUUACCCGUGAGGACGGGUCUCGCGAAAAACUAAUAAAGGGCCGCAAAAACGUGGUGGCGGUGGCGGCGGAUGAAACAGACAUUUUCGCUAAGCCAAGUAGGUCGGCAAUUACCGUCGGGCCUUUAAUAGGAAGACUUAGUGCGAAGAAGACCGGAAUGGAGGGAACAGGUUCAGAACGGACGGGCCAGGGGAGGAGGAGCCUGGCGGCAUGACGGAUGAACGCCGCCGCAGCGCGUGAGAACGAGCUCGACGGGCGCGAAGCCCAGAACAGCAUGCAUAACGCAUGGCCGCCGAUCCAACUCCGCCUACUAAACGUCCUGGAAGGGCACGUUUUAUACAUAAUACUAUUCAGCUCGCGUGCGUGUCCACACCAUCUCUCUCCCCGUCUCUUUCUCUCUCAAUCUCCCUGCCUCCUUCUCCUUCUCUCUUGCUUUCCGUUUUUAUUUAUCUAUGUCAAUAUUUUAAUUCUUCGCGUUCCUCGAUGUUAUUUUUUUCUAUCUAUCUUGCUGCGAAUGUUAGCGCUUAGCAACGGGCGUACACACAUGAUGCCGAGGUCGCCAAGAUGACACCGAUACGGCUUUGCAUGUGUUUAGCUUUCUCAUUUCUUUUCUUUCAUUUUCAUGAGGCUAUCGUGUAUGUGGAGGAGGGUCAAAGGGGGGUCGGUUAAUGCCAAUAUCGAGUCGCGGACAGGCGUGUACCUUCGACGAUAUGAUGUAGGCUGGGCGAAAGAAACGAUCAAACGGGGUUCACCUUUUGUUCAUUCAUUUGCUUUAUUUUCAGUGCCACGCAAACAGUUAUACGCCUUCUUAGUGGUUCACUACCUCUGAAUAAAAAGCCUGGCGAGUUUUCAGAAAGUCAUGUUCCCGUGGACGACUGUACGCACCGCCGCGAGGUUAUACAGCGUUUGGUUUGUUGCAAACUCAGAAGUGUUUCGUUCUCCCUUCUUCGGGAAUGUUGGCAUUCUCCUCUGCCCCUUGAAAAAAAAAAAAAAAAAAAAAAGGGAACAAGGAAGAGAAAGCUUUUUUUUUCUUUUCUUUUUUUAAGCGGUGUGAUCUGUAGAUUUAAAAAUCUUCAGAAAUUUCCUGCAUCUCUUGCGCAUUUGAAUACGACGUGGCUGCGUUACACAUUGAUGAAAAUUCCCCGCCCUUUGGAUAUAUUGCAGCACGUGGGAAAGCGACAGAAAUGCACAACACGAAACUAGCAUUGUUUUGGUCGACUACUUUCCUUUUGCUGUCACGCUUCUUCCCCGCGGAACGUUAUUUCGCUUUCUGGAAAACAAUGAGCAGUCGAGUGUGUCUCCACAGGGGCGGACGCUUUGGCAAACGUCUGCGUACAUGUGCUUAAAAGGUGCCAAAUCUGAAAUGUUCCCGAACCGGUUGGCAGACCCCAAUUCCUUCCGCUGGCGUGAGUAAAGGCCGACGUACAACCUCGGUUUUCUGCAGGGAAGACAAUCCUCUUAGAGUCCUCCUCUCCUAAACCGCGAGGGGAGCCGUGUCGGGGCAAGGCACAAAGUGGAGAGAAUAUAGGAAAGGAGGAGGUGGGCAAACGUGGAAAGCGCGAACUGUACGUUGACCUUUAAGCCUACGACCCAACACAGCAUGCUGUCCGUAUGCAUACGUCAGGAUAAACCUUCGUUCGCGGUCUCCUUAUGGGCAGCUCCGAUGACAACAACGCAAGGACUCAUUCUUCUUGGCGGGGCUCGAUUGAGGGCUGAGCGUUCGGUUUCGUGUGGCUUCGGCUGCACAUGUGCUUGGAUUGCACGUGCUUUGGUGCACGUUGAGCACCGAAAAAUCAGAGUAUGUAAGGCAGCUCACGGUGGCGAUUUAGAACAACUGGCUCUCAUCCCUGAGUAAGAAUUCUUCCCUCAGCUGGAGGUCAGCGGAAAAGUAUAAAUGACACAUUGCACCUGUACCGAGCUGUGACGUCGCCGAAAAUGGGAGGUAAAUACGUUCAUCGACAGCUUGAGGAAGACAGGUGUUCCUUUCAGUGAUGCUGCCUUCGGGUCGAACUUUCUACCGUGGCCGAUGUCCUGGCCUUACGUGAGCUUCUUGAUGUGUACGAGCCAAGUCGAAACGGAACGAAAGGUGGCGGGCUCGUAUACCAGAGGCAGGAGAGUUGAAGUCGUCUCAUUGAAAUUCUUGUCCUGUCAUUGACGAGGUGAGAACUGCAGGGCGUGUCUUUCGAGCGCCUGGCCUACGGCACGUGCUCAUUGCCUUCCGCGGUGCUUUGGCUGCACGUGCAAGCUGGACGCUUACGAGACGCUGAGGCUUUAUCGAAGGCACGACGAUCACGCUGGAGGUAGGACACUUCGGACUCCUCUCUGCUGUUCUCAUCCUGGCCGUAACUACGAUGGCUCUAGAAAAUAAAGGAAUUGGCGAUUCAAAAGUAGAACUUGUAAAAAUCUUAAAUAAAUAAAAAAGCGUAAUUGACUGGAUGCGUUAAUUGUAACUCCGGCAUGCAUCUUUGAAGAGUUAAGAGAGCGCGCAUCAGUCGUUAAAGCCUUGGUUUUUGUUUUCUUUAUUUCAUUUUCCUUUCGAAUGGGGGUAUUUAUUCUUACGUCGCCGGGGUCGAAUUAUGGCUUGCAGCUCAAGGUGACUUAGGUCCUGCUUCUGGGCGGAAAGAUAUUUUGUGUUCUGUCGCACACUUAUGGCGCUCGAUGGCACCGUUCCAGGAAAGCGCUCCGCUCACGCAAGAACCACAGUAAAAGAAAAAAAAAAAAGAGGGAGAGGGGGAGGGGGGGGGGGGGGGGGGGAGUUACGGCGACGUUUUGGGACACACCGAAGCGUUGAACAGCUUAUUCGCCUCCGUUUUCUUCCAAAUGCUACUUGGAAGUGCCGUUAUUUAUUCCAACACAUUCUCGAACACUUCCGCAGAGCUUUUAAAUAAGCAUCGGGUACCACUUUGGUUUAUUCACACAAUUCAGUACUAUCAUAAGAAAUUAAUGAACGGCUCUACAGUGCGCCGAUGACUCAGCCUCUAUUGCUGUAGGCUUUCGGUAGCGGUUAACAGUUUGAAAAGUUUUCAUCGGUGCCUAUACCUUAUGCCUGUAUGAAUAUGUAAAUGCGUCUUCAAGCGAGGGAGCUAGGAUCGAAUUUUAGCAUAUCGUUAAUUACCCCUAAGAUAUUAAUGUCAGCAGCUUGGGCCGGCUUUUCAAAGCAUGUUUUAAGCUACGCGCUCGAAGCCCUUCGAGCGUUAGGAACCUGCGGAAUCGGCGCGAUGAAAUUAAAAUGAUUUGAGGUUCCAAGAACAGCUGGUUAACUUUUUCGUUAUGGCAUCGCUUCUAGAACUUGAGCGUGCCAAAGGGAAAUGAAUAGAUGUGAUGUAGAUUGUUUUAUUCCUUUUGCUUUUUUUAUCACAAAAAUAUUUCGCAGACCAAGGAUCCGCUUGCUGCUUGAAAGUUCUAAGAACAAAACGUUGAUGUAGGAAGCAGCUGCUUAGUGCUCAGAGAAACUAGAUUAAAACAAAAAUGAAAGAGAACGUGGGAUCACAUUACUCGAGGAACGAGAAAUAUGCGUGAUAGAGCUAUUGUUCAAGCUGACAAUAAACGUGCUUUAUGAAGACUGAGAAAUUAAGGUGCAUCUAAUAGAAAAUGGGUGCGAUAAAAAAAUCUGGAUUGCUUAAGCUCCAUGUUUACGAAAACAAAAACAAAGUAGCCUGCCCUUUUUGCGCAUACCAUCACGGUUGGAGACGUACUAGUGGACGGCACUGGCACAGAGAGAAUGUCACACACAAAAAAAGAGCUUUGCUGCGUCCCAUGUGCUCGUAAAUUGAUCCUACCAAUAUUGCGUACUUACAAUGAGGAUUUACUAAAAACACGCUACGAUAGCUUCGAAUUUGCGGUCUCAGUCCGAAUUUACUAUAUUCAAGACUGAGACCCGAUUGCGUAAGAAGAAGAACAAAUGGACAUCGACCCAGCGCGGGUAUUCACAAAAAUGCAAGUCUGCGAGGCAGAAUUUCUUGAAUAACCUUGAAGUCUGGGCUAGAGAGAGACAUAAUAAAAGCAAAAACAGCGCGAAGACGAGGGCAAAGUACAAGGUUACCGACAAGACAACGCAGUUCUUAACCUCCAAAAACAGAUUUCUGUAAUCCACUCAGAAACUCACACAGUCCUUUUUCCAAGAAGUGAUCUCGUUACUACCUUACUAAAUGAAAAAGAAAAAGGAUAUUGGGUGAAAUUUUUAGCGGUGCCGGUUACUGCUUCGUCCCUUGAGAAUGCACACUGUUCAACUUUCCCCGGUCAAGAAAAAAAUAAUGGCCGAAGGUUUUGGUCAGGAGCGAACAAGAAUAGGUCCCAUCUUCCAGUGUGAGCUGCCUCAGUUUAUAUAUAAGGGGUAUGCGCACGCCAGAGCUGCAGACCUCGCGGCGACGAAGACGUCACUCAUUCCUCAUCAACCUCUGUGUACCAUAGCCACGUAUGUCCAUUCUCCUCUUUUUCCUCGGACAUCGUUCCUGGUCAGUAGUCGGGGACCCCUUACUCGUCGUGCGUGCAUGUGCGUGUGUGAAUAUGUGCGCGAGUGUAUGCGUGUGUGUGUGCGUGUGAGAGAGCGGUGUGGGCACUUCGUGCUGAGCGGAGAGUUGCCUCGCCGCAUUUCGUCUUGUGUGCCAUCUGGGUCGCUUGUGUCGCCGUAUUGUGGUCGUCCCGGCGUUCGCCUGGAAGGACGACGUCACGUGCGUACAUGCCCCACUUGGUUCUGUGUGCGUAAACUCGUGUCGGACUGUGUAACUACUACUCAGCGACGAAUAAACGGAGUCAGACCGGAA